AUGUCGGGUGAGGACGGCCCGGGGGCGGGCCCGGGGGCAGCAGCGGCAGCAGCCCGCGAGCGGCGGCAGGAACAGCUGCGGCAGUGGGGGGCGCGGGCGGGCGCGGAGCCGGGCCCCGGGGAGCGGCGCGUCCGCACCGUGCGUUUCGAGCGCGCUGCCGAGUUCCUGGCGGCCUGCGCGUGCGGCGACCUGGACGAGGCGCGCCUGAUGCUGCGCGCGGCGGACCCCGGCCCCGACGCCGAGCUCGACCCCUCCGCCCCGCCACCCGCCCGCGCCGUACUCGACUCCACCAACGCCGACGGUAUCAGCGCCCUGCAUCAGGCCUGCAUCGAUGAGAACCUGGAGGUGGUGCGCUUUCUGGUGGAGCAGGGCGCCACGGUGAACCAGGCGGACAACGAGGGCUGGACUCCCCUGCAUGUGGCCGCCUCCUGUGGCUACCUGGACAUCGCCAGGUACCUCCUGAGCCACGGGGCCAACAUUGCCGCUGUCAACAGUGAUGGGGACCUGCCCCUGGACCUGGCCGAGUCCGACGCCAUGGAGGGCCUCCUGAAGGCCGAGAUCGCCCGCCGAGGUGUGGAUGUGGAGGCAGCCAAACGCGCCGAAGAGGAAUUGCUACUUCACGACACCAGGUGCUGGCUGAAUGGGGGCGCCAUGCCCGAGGCUCGGCACCCCCGCACGGGGGCCUCUGCUCUGCAUGUGGCCGCUGCUAAGGGCUACAUUGAAGUGAUGAGGCUGCUCCUCCAGGCGGGCUAUGACCCCGAGCUCCGGGAUGGGGACGGCUGGACCCCCCUGCACGCGGCGGCCCACUGGGGCGUGGAGGAUGCCUGCCGCCUGCUGGCCGAGCACGGCGGGGGCAUGGACUCGCUGACCCAUGCCGGGCAGCGUCCCUGUGACCUGGCUGACGAGGAGGUGCUGAGCCUGUUGGAGGAGCUGGCCCAGAAGCAGGAGGAUCUGCGGAACCAGAAGGCAGCCUCCCAGACGCGAGGCCAGGAGCCCCAGGUGCCCUCCAGCAGCAAACACCGAAGGAGCUCCGUGUGUCGUUUGAGCAGCCGAGAGAAGAUCUCCCUCCAGGACUUGUCCAAGGAGCGCCGGCCUGGUGGGGCAGGGGGGCCCCCCAUCCAGGACGAUGAUGAGAAAGAGGAAGGCCCCACAGAGCCACCUCCUGCGGAAACCAGAGCCCUCAAUGGAGUUUCCUCCCCGCCACCUUCUAGGCCUAAGGGCCCUGAGACCCCUGAGGAGACCCCCUUCUCUAGGCGCUUUGGCCUGCGGAAGACAGGGAGCUCUGGUGCCCUGGGGCCUGCAGACAGGUCGGGGGCUGAGGGUGCCUCUGGGACUGGGCUGCAGCGCUCAGCUUCCUCCUCACGCCUGGAAGGGACCUCUGCUCAGGCCAAGGAGCCCCGUCUUGCCAGAAUUACCCCCACCCCUUCUCGGAAGGUGCCAGAGCCCUCUGUCCUGUGUGAGGGCUCCCGGCCUCCUCCCUUGGAUAGCUCCGCCCCUUCCUCCAGGAUUCCAGAACCUGGAUCCCCAGGGAAACUAACUGUCCCUGCAGCCUCUGCAGCGCCCACAGCGGACUCCCGGGACCGCCGGAGGUCCUACCAGAUGCCUGUGCGCGAUGAGGAGUCUGAAUCCCAGCGGAAAGCUCGCUCUCGCCUCAUGCGCCAGUCUCGGAGGUCCACGCAGGGUGUGACUCUGACAGACCUGAAGGAGGCAGAGAAGGUGGCGGGGAAGGCCCCAGAGCCAGAGAAGUCGUGCCCACAGAGCCUGGACCCCUCCCGGCAGCCCCGAGCCCCUGGGGUUGAGAACUCGGACGGCCCUACCCAGAGAGUAGAGGCGCCUGACGGGCAGGGUCAGGGACCACCGGCCGCCGGGGAGCACCGCAGAGUCGGCAGGGAGCGGAGAGGGCCUGCGGAGGGCGAGGAGGCGGAACCUGUGGACAUCAGCCCAGAGUCCAGGACGGCCCAGGCCGGCCCUUCGUCCCGCAGGCGGCGGGACCUCAAGCCAGAACCCCAGCCCGAAGCUGAAGAGCCCGACGGAGGCUUCAGGAAGCUCUACGCAGAGCUGCGCAGUGAAAACGAGAGACUUCGCGAGGCCCUGACGGAGACCACACUGCGGCUGGCGCAGCUCAAGGUGGAGCUGGAGCGCACCACGCAGAGGCAGGAGCGCUUCGCUGAGAGGCCGGCCCUUCUGGAGCUGGAGAGAUUCGAGCGCAGGGCACUGGAGAGAAAGGCCGCUGAGCUGGAAGAGGAGCUGAAGGCCCUGUCCGACCUCCGGGCGGACAAUCAGCGACUCAAGGAUGAGAAUGCAGCCCUGAUCCGCGUCAUCAGCAAACUCUCCAAGUGACUCCGGAGGACUUGCCCCCGCACCCGCAUUUAUACAGCUGCUUCUGCCACACGCACCCCUUCCCCCGCGUGAACACGAGUGACAGGGCUCCUGGGGGAGUCUCUGAGAAGCCAUAAGCUCCCCUUGGGACCUCCAGACUGGGAGGGGAAGACAGAGUCCCCAGGAGCCAAGGGGGGCCGUCCGAGGCCGGGAUGGAGGCGGGAGGCCGAGCCAGGUAGGGGGUCGUCGCCAAAGGGGAGCCAGGGCUGGAGGCGGGACCAUGAAGGAACCGAGGACCAGGAAGCACCAGGACCAGUAGCCAGGACCAGAGUGGCCGCCCGGAGGUCCCCUCUCACGUGUGAUGCCACCCAGUCACCCCUCCCGCUCCUGAACAGGGAUCCGAGAAUGUGCCAAGUGUCCUGCCGGCCUCGGCCGGGUGGGCCUGUAUAUAGGGUCCGUGUGCAAUAGGGAGGGACGUCUUCUAUUUUUUGCUGCCCCCUCCCCGACACUGUCUGGGGCAGGGGGAGAAGGUAUUUUCGAGACAAAGCACAGGCACCACCAAUAAAAGUCGUGAAGUUGCCACUCCGUGACUGUCCCUGGCUGGAAGUGGGGCCCUGCUCCUGUGCUCGGCUGUGGGUGUCAGCAUCCACGCCGCAGGAACGUGCGGGUGGCGUGCUGAUGGCGGUGGGUGCGCGCACUCAGUGGGGGAAA
Messenger RNA from Pteronotus mesoamericanus, 3030 nucleotides. It is a transcript of the gene PPP1R12C, whose product is annotated as protein phosphatase 1 regulatory subunit 12C. Gene Ontology annotation, molecular function: phosphatase regulator activity; protein kinase binding; enzyme inhibitor activity. Gene Ontology annotation, biological process: signal transduction. Gene Ontology annotation, cellular component: cytoplasm. The record is from RefSeq and is a predicted model, not a curated record. Bases 1 to 2340 code for a protein of 779 amino acids. The transcript is spliced from 22 exons. NCBI's taxonomy places the organism in Eukaryota, Metazoa, Chordata, Mammalia, Chiroptera, Mormoopidae.